UGCCACGCCAUAUUUCUCACAAGGAAACGCUAUAACAGAGCGCAGUUUUAGAACUUUUAAUAACAUUUUGGCGAAAUAUGUAACAAAAGACACCCCGGAUUUUGACGAAUUUCUAGAUUUCGCAAACUUUUGCUAUAACACCUCCUGCCACACAUCAACAGGCGAAUCUCCCUUUUUCUUAGUUUUCGGGAGGGAUCCUAUAUUUUGUAUCGAUCAGAUACUGGAUGCGCGUGUUCACAUUCCAGUUGCGAUUAGUGAGGAGGCAGAAUUUAAAAUCAAGUUUCACUACGCUAAGAGAGGCCUGGAGGAUAACCGCCGAAACAAGCAUAGAGGCCCAAGAGAAAAUGAAGGAACAAUACGAUAAAUUACAGAGAACUCUUGAAAUAAAGAUAGGGGAUAGGGUCCUAUUAAGGAAUUACGCGGGACAAAAGGGAACAUCCAAAAAAUUCAAUUUACCGUGGAAGGGUAUUUAUCGUGUAAUUGAGAUAGAGGGAUUACACGUCAUAAUCACCAGUUGUGUGUCGCCUCAGUCUAACCCAAAGCGAGUGCAUAUUAAUCAAAUAAAAAAGUGUUUUGAAGAUUUAGGACCAAAUUGUACAGUACCUAAUAUACCGAGCGAUGAAGAGGUUGAAUUUGAGAAAUCGGGCGCUAGGGAAAUCACCAACAAACCCGGGUACUCACAUCCAUCUAGACCACAAUCAGUACAUAAUGAAGAAGAAACAAUACAGGAUAAAGUAGAGGACAAAAUAAAAUACUCCUUAAGGCCAAGAGAGAAAAUACUAUUACCGGCAAAAUUUAGAGACGGUUAA
This is a messenger RNA of Meloidogyne enterolobii, 809 nucleotides long. The record is from the annotation of a GenBank genome assembly. NCBI's taxonomy places the organism in Eukaryota, Metazoa, Nematoda, Chromadorea, Rhabditida, Meloidogynidae.